Molecule: messenger RNA, 3813 nt
Organism: Rhea pennata
Lineage: Eukaryota; Metazoa; Chordata; Aves; Rheiformes; Rheidae
Exons: 14
Coding region: 354-3560 (1068 amino acids)
Source: RefSeq, a predicted model, not a curated record
GGCGGCGGGCGCCGCCGGGGGGCCGAGCUCCCGCCCCGACGGGCGGCGCUGGGAGCGGAGCGGAGCACGGCGCGGGGCACGGAGCGGCACGGAGCUUAGCCAGGAUAUCCCGUGUUCAAACCACCCCCUUUUCUGCCUGAUCUUUGUGGGCUUGCUGCUUGGCUUCACAAAUCUGAACUACCCAAAGAAGUGUGCCUGGCUCUUCUAGUCAGCAGCCAGGUCCAAGGCUUUGUGUUGCCAUUUUGCGAUGGCCAAGUUGUAGCAGUUUCCUUCCAUGCUCCAUUUGUGGCUGUGAGAGGGACAAGCCCCUUCUCCUCCAGAUUUGAACUCAAACAGAAGUUCUAGUCCUCAUCAUGGGAGCUGCCAGGCUGGUUGGACUGACAGUACUUGUUUGCAUCUGGUUUCACAAAGUUGCUGCUCAGAAUCUUAUAAAAAAUUCUAGAGCCCAGAAAACAGAACAUACUCUUUUGAUCAACGAAGUCAAUGCUGACAGCCCAGGAGAGGACACUUCUGAGUUUGUGGAGCUCUAUCACACCAGUGGUCAAACUGCCCGCUUAGAUGGCUACUAUCUGGUCUUUUACAAUGGCAACGGAAACCAAGCCUACAAGGUUUUGAACCUCCAGGGCAAAGUUACUAACAGCCAAGGGUUUUUUCUCAUUGGCUCCUCUUCUGUAAAUCCUGAUAUGGUCAUUCCUAAGAACACCAUCCAGAAUGGCCCUGAUGCUAUUGCCCUGUAUUACGGGAAAGGGAAUUACAAGGAAGGCAUGAGUGUCACAAGUGAUGGUCUGGUAGAUGCCUUGGUCCAUAAGAUUAAGAAGACAGACAGAGCAGAUAAGUUGGUCAGUAUACUGACCCCUGACAGAGAUGCUUUCAUGGAGGACUCCACAUUCAGGACCUUGGAUGAGUCAAUAGAAAGAUGCCGUGGGGCUGAUUCUCAAUGGAUCUUCCAAGUGGCUGUGCCCAGCCCAGGCAAGGACAACCACUGCAUCCUAACUUCUCAGCUGAAUGCAUCUACUGUCCUGAUUAGCGAGGUCCAUGCUGUAUCUUCCUCUGAAGAAUUUGAGUAUAUAGAGCUUCAGGGUCCUCAUUCCACUGUGGUGAGGGACAUCGUUCUGGUGCUGAUCGAUGGACGGACCAAAGACGUUUAUUUCACCAUGGACAUUUACGGCAAAACCUCCCUAGAUGGGCUACUUCUGAUUGGGCCAGAACAAAGCCAAAUCCCAGUGGAUUUGCCGUUUCCCCAGAACUCUAGCAGCCCCGUCCUCAGAGAUGGUGCCAAUGCCGUUGCCCUCUACCGAGGCAGCAGCAGCAGCUUUGUCCUGGGGAAAGCGCUGCCAGCGGCCGACCUGGUGGAUGCGUUUGUAUACACGAGCAACGAGGGACCAGACCCUGAGCUGCUGGAGAUCCUGACCCCUGGCAGACCUGCCUAUGAAAAAAAGUGGCACCAGCUGGGUGACGUAUCCAUGAACCAAUGCAACUGCUGCUCUGUGACCAGAGAUUCUUUGUCCUACGUCCUCAGCAGCCCCACCCCAGGCAAAUUCAAUGAUUGCCCCAGCAAACGCUUCAGCCAGACCAUCUCCUUCUGCCUUCAUGUAGCAGAUUGCCAGGAGUGGCUCCUGAAGUCAGAAGAGAUCCUGAUGACUCUAGUCCAAGCCCUUGACAGCUCCUGCAGCUGUGGAAUCUCUGUUGCCUAUUUCAAAGAUUCCAAGGCAGUCUGCCAGGAUCUGGGGCUUGUAUUCACCACUUUGCUAACUGCCAGGUCAGAAGACCAGUUGAGCAGCCUUCUGCUAGCCUUCAAGACCUUCCUAGAAAGCCCCAGAAUUUUGAGUUUUGAUGGAAGGAACAUCACAGCAGAAAGCUCCUGCUUCAAGGACAUUAACGUGCCAGAAUUGCCUCCAGAGAUAGCAGAAGGGACACAAGAGCCCUCUACACAAGUGGCCAAGCUACUUAUCAGUGAGAUAAACCCGGACAAUCCAGGAGGAAGAGAGGACACAGAGUAUGUCGAGCUCUUUUACACUGGACGGACACGAUUCAACCUUCAGGGAUACUGGUUGGUCCUCUACAAUGGAAAAAAUAGCCUGGCCUACCGGGUGUUGGACCUGUCUGGCCAUCACACGAAUGAGCUGGGUUACUUCCUGGUGGGGAGCAGUGCUGUGACUCCAGCACCCAUGAUCAGGCUGCCUUCAAACACCAUCCAGAAUGGGGCAGACGCUGUGGCUCUCUACUACAGCAACACCACCUUUUACAAGGUAAACAUGGCCGUGACUGCGGAGGGACUGGUGGAUGCAGUGGUGUACACAUCCCGAAGGUCGGAAAAGGCAGACCAGCUGAUCAAAGUGCUGGUACCAGGGCAGAGUAUCCUGUAUGAAAAUGAUUCUCACAGCACUGAAGAUGAGUCUCUGAGUCGCUGUAACGGCCUGAGUGCAAAACUCCAGAGCAGCUUCCAGGUGACUGUGAUGACACCUCUUGGCGAGAACUCCUGCAGCAACUCCUCCACCCUGCUUCCUUCUGAUUCUGCUGUCCUCAUCAACGAGCUGUGUUUAGUUAACGGCACUGCUUCCUAUCGCUUCAUUGAGCUGAAGGGGAAGCCCGGAGCCAGCCUCGAAGGACACAGCCUGGUGUUCUUCUCUGAGAAAGAGGGCAAAAUGUAUGCUAGCAUCCCGCUGUGGGGCACCUUUGGAGUCACGGGCCUGUUUGUGUUUACACCGGACAGAGGGCCCGAGCAUGAUGAGAUGAAGCUGACUUUCCAGGACAUCUCUGCUACUAGUGAAGGCUAUAGUGCCAUUGCUGUGUACAACACCAACUUGAUUCCUGGUGACAUGCAGGCAAAAUCAGAGAACCUGGUGGAUGCUUUGGUUUACACAUGUGGGCCCAGCACAGGUGGAGGACGUUUGGACUUCCUUGGACCAUCUUACAUUGUACCCUGUAAAGAUGACAGGCCUGUAUCUCUGAGCCGUUGUUCCUGCUGCAAUGGGAGUGCAGAGCUGCAGUUUGCUGUCUCGGACCCUACGCCCGGCUUGCAGAACAGCUGUCCCCAGAACUCCUUUGCGGUGGAUCUUAAUCUGUGUUUCCUGACACCCAAUUGUUCCACAUGGACCGUGAACCACAAGAGGAUGCUGAAAAGCAUGGAAAAGAUGCUGCUGAACUCCUUAGAGGAGAACUGCUCCUGUGGUAUCUCUGAGUUCUACCUACAGGAGCUGAACCUGACGUGCGCAGACUCCCUGGUGAAGGUCUCAGGCCAGGUGUGGGCCCGACUGCCGAAGCAGCAGCAGUCCAUCGUAGCUUGGCGCCAAGGCUUCCUGGACAGCCCCCACCCCUUCUCUGUGGAAGGGAGAGUGUUGAAAACCAGUGCUGAGUGUGUCACCUUGAAAAAUGCACCGUCGAUGUCGCAGAGCGUUUCCUCCUUCCAGAGCUGGGAAGUUGCCCUGUUUGUUGUGGGAUCUCUCCUGCUCGUACUCUUCUUGUUGGUUGGCCUGGCAUUUUACUUCAUCAGAAGACAUCCCUCAAAUUACACCAGCAUCGAAAUGAACGACUGCAGGGAGAUUGCAGCAGAUUUCUAAUGCUCCAAGGCACAGCUAUGGUGGCAAUCCAUUGCUUUUGGGCCAGGCACGUGUCUUUUUGGGUGGCAGACUGGCUGUCCAACACCAUCCUCCAAGGGGAUGGCUGGAAGGACCUGCAAAAUCCCACAGUACAACUUUAUAUAUACAUACACACACACACACACACAAUAUAUAUAAUAUAUAUUUUCUUAAUGCUUGAAUUAUUUUUACACUUCUAAAUUCUGGCUUCCCAGUAAAGAAGUCCAAAGAAAAA